Messenger RNA from Aphanomyces invadans, 544 nucleotides. RefSeq lists its product as hypothetical. Bases 22 to 462 code for a protein of 146 amino acids. Lineage: Eukaryota; Oomycota; Saprolegniomycetes; Saprolegniales; Verrucalvaceae. The record is from RefSeq and is a predicted model, not a curated record. The transcript has a single exon.
AAUUUUCUUGCGGCCAGGGACAUGAACCGCACGGGCGUCCAACUUGCCACGAUCGACCGCCGCCUCCGUCUGCUCGUCCAGCAGCCACAUGUCGUGCAGGAUACCGCCAUGGACCAUGUCGUCGCUGACUGCACACAUAAACUGUACGACCUCCGACGACAGUAUCGAGCGCUUGUCGCGCAAGAGCUGCAAACCUUGCCGACAAGCCACAAGUUGCACGCACGGCUCUCGCAAUGGAUAACAGAUGACCGCAACGUGCUUUCGAUGGACUUGACAGACGAUGACGUGGACUUCAGCACGCUCGAUGGCUUCCUCCUUGUUGAAGAUGCAGCUUUGCUGGACGAGUUCGUCCAUCAGAUCGCCCAUUCUAUUCACAAGCUUGACAAGACCGCCGCGUCCGCAGCCUUCCUUGCGACUCCUUCCGCGACUGCAGCGGUGGAAAAACCGACCCUCGUGAGCUAGUAUCGUUGGCUCUGUUCCUAUUCUAUUUCGUACCCGCUUUUAACUUAACACAUGGACUCGGUAUUCGUCUUGGCCUUACGCA